AUGAUCUUUGCAAUAGAGGAAAUAAAUACAAAUCCAAGUAUCCUUCCAAACCACACACUGGGAUAUGAAAUCUAUAAUGCCUGUGGAUUCUUCAUCCUUCAGUCUGCACUUGCACUUUCCAAUGGACAAGAACCUGUCAUUGAUGAAAGAAACUGCACAAAGAUUAAAACUGCACAGGCUAUUAUAGGACAUUCGGCAUCAACUCCAACCAUUGGCUUUGCAAGAAUAAUGGGUCGAUUCCAUAUACCCACAAUCAGUCAUUUUGCCACCUGUGCCUGCCUGAGCAACAGAAAAGAGUUUCCUUCGUUCUUCAGGACCAUUCCUAAUGACUACUACCAAAGCAGAGCGCUGGCCCAGCUGGUCAAACACUUCGGCUGGACAUGGGUGGGAGCCUUAAGCAAUGAAAAUGAUUAUGGUAUAAAUGGCAUCACCACAUUCAUUAAAGCUGCUCAAGAGGAGGGCAUUUGCAUUGAGUACUCGGCCUCAUUUGAAAGCACAUACUCAAUAACUUCCCUAAUAAAAACAGUAGAAAUCAUCAAAAGCUCCACAUCAAAGGUAAUAAUGGCCUUCAUGUCACACAGAGAGAUCAAGAUGCUGGUCGAGGAAUUAUACAGGCAGAACAUUACAGGUCUGCAGUGGAUUGGAAGUGAUGCUUGGAUCACAGAUGAUUCGCUUGCAGACGGCCCAGGCCACACUCUGCUCGUCGGGUCUGUAGGAUUUACUGUCCGCAACGCACAGAUCCCUGGACUAGGCCCUUUUCUACGAGAAGUCCAUCCCUCUCAGUUUCCUAACAGCAUGUUUCUCAGAGAAUUCUGGGAAAAUGUAUUUAAAUGCUCAUUCAGUCCAAACAGUGUGCAAAGGAAAUGUAAUGGCUCUGAGAACUUGGCAUAUGUUAAACAUCCUUUCACUGAUGUGUCUGAUCUGAGAUUCAUCAACAAUGUCUAUCAGGCUGUGUAUGCAGUUGCUCAUGCACUACACAAUUUACUCUCAUGUAAGCAACAAAAAGGCCCUUUUAGUAAUGCCACAUGUGGCCAGACCAUGACAAUACAACCCUGGCAGGUUUUACAUUAUUUACAAACUGUCAAUUUCAGCAUGAAUGGGGGAGAAACUGUGUUUUUUGACAGACAAGGUGACCCCCCUGCAAGAUAUGAACUGGUAAACUUGCAAAAGGUCACAAAAGGCACCAUGGAGGUGGCAACAAUUGGCUACUAUGAUGCAACCCAGCCCCAAGGCCAACAGUUUACCAUGAACCCCGUCAACAUCAUCUGGGGAGGUGGACUAAAGAGCCUUUUCCCUGAUGUGUGGCAGGUGCCUGUGUCUGUGUGCAGUGAGAGUUGUCCUCCAGGCACUAGGAAGGCUGUACAGAAAGGACGACCCAUCUGUUGUUAUGACUGUAUUCCAUGUCCUCCAGGAGAGAUUAGCAACACAACAGAUGCAUCUGACUGUGUGAAGUGCCCUUUCGGAUACUGGUCCAAUAGCAGAAGUGAUGAGUGUAUCAUUAAGACAGUGGAAUUCCUGUCAUUCACCGAAAUCAUGGGUAUCAUUUUGAUGAUGUUUGGGUUACUUGGUGUGUUUCUAACCUUGAUUGUAUUUGUAGUUUUCUUUCAACAUAGAGACACUCCUAUAGUAAAAGCCAACAACUCAGAGCUGAGCUUCCUGCUGCUCUUCUCAUUGACUCUGUGUUUUCUCUGUUCACUUACUUUCAUUGGUCGCCCCACUGAGUGGUCCUGUAUGUUACGUCACACAGCGUUUGGGAUCACUUUUGUCCUCUGUAUCUCUUGUGUUCUGGGGAAAACAAUAGUUGUGUUAAUGGCCUUCAAGGCCACACUUCCAGGAAGUAAUGUCAUGAAAUGGUUUGGGCCUGUACAACAGAGACUCAGUGUUCUUGCCUUUACACUUAUUCAGGUUCUUAUCUGUGUGCUUUGGUUAACAAUAUCCCCACCAUUUCCAUACAUGAAUAUGAACUAUUACAGAGAAAAGAUCAUCUUGGAAUGUCAUUUAGGUUCUGCUGCGGGUAUCUGGGCUGGACUGGGUUAUAUUGGUAUACUAGCCAUCUUGUGCUUCAUUCUUGCUUUUCUGGCUCGGAAGCUGCCUGAUAAUUUCAAUGAAGCUAAAUUCAUCACAUUCAGUAUGCUCAUAUUCUGUGCUGUGUGGAUCACAUUUAUUCCAGUUUACGCAAGCACACCUGGAAAGUUUACAGUAGCUGUGGAGAUAUUUGCCAUUCUGGCCUCCAGUUAUAGUUUGCUGCUAUGUAUUUUUAUUCCAAAAUGUUAUGUCAUUCUUUUAAGACCAGACGCCAACACAAAAAAACAUCUACUAGGAAAAAUGCCACAUUAA
Molecule: messenger RNA, 2337 nt
Organism: Triplophysa rosa
Lineage: Eukaryota; Metazoa; Chordata; Actinopteri; Cypriniformes; Nemacheilidae
Product: extracellular calcium-sensing receptor-like
Exons: 5
Coding region: 1-2337 (778 amino acids)
Biological process (GO): G protein-coupled receptor signaling pathway
Cellular component (GO): membrane
Molecular function (GO): G protein-coupled receptor activity
Source: RefSeq, a predicted model, not a curated record